AUGGAACAGCUAAACUGGGAGCAGGACGAGCAGGAGCUCAGCCUUGAGCUCACCCUCCGCAUGACCUGGGCGGCGCAGGCGGAGGCGGAGCAGGGCGGCUUCUUCCUCUGCGUCUACUGCGACCGCAAGUUCCGCAGCUCGCAGGCGCUCGGCGGCCACCAGAACGCGCACAAGCACGAGCGCAGCGUCGCCAAGCGCCGGCGGGAGAUCGCCGCCAGCACGCGCGCGCAUGGGGCGGGCGGCGCACCUGCCGCGGCGCAGGACGCAAGGCCGGGCGGGUACGCGGGCGACAGCGACUUCUUAUCGGCGGAUAGGAGGGCGAGGAAAACGGAGGCGCUCAAGGCCGCUCCUCCGAUGCUUGCUGGCAUGGCGCGCAAGCGCGGCAGCGCCCCGUCAGAGUACGCCUACGGCGCCUUCGAGCACGUCGCCGGCGAGGUGGACCUAUCUCUCAGGCUAUGA
This is a messenger RNA of Triticum turgidum subsp. durum (durum wheat), 459 nucleotides long. The record is from the annotation of a GenBank genome assembly. NCBI's taxonomy places the organism in Eukaryota, Viridiplantae, Streptophyta, Magnoliopsida, Poales, Poaceae.